Camellia sinensis is the source of this 588-nucleotide messenger RNA. NCBI's taxonomy places the organism in Eukaryota, Viridiplantae, Streptophyta, Magnoliopsida, Ericales, Theaceae. The record is from RefSeq and is a predicted model, not a curated record.
AUGGUUGCUGCUGAUCAUAAUGAGAAAAAGAGCAGAAAAUGGCGAAAAGGAGCGUGUGAUAAUCGUCGAGCGAAGGAGUCCAGGGACAUGGCAAGAGCAAGGGCGAGGGCGAGAACAAGAGAGAAAAUGAUUAUCAGAAGCCUUGAAAAAGCAAAACAGUGUCUUGAUCUUGAUCUUGAAGCGAACACUAACAAUUUGGAACAAUUAGGGUCUUUGAGUCCCUUUGAAAGAGUCUAUGGAUUACAUGCCCAAAGCCUGGAAAAAAAUUCUCCUCUUGAAUUAUUGUCACAUAUAGAAGAACCAAGGCUUAAUUCAAUAGAACACCAGUUAGCUACUGUGGGCAUCAUUGAAAAUUUUUUGGGUAUUGCAAGCUCAUCAUCAACAUCGCAAUCACAAUCGCAAUCACAAUCAAUUUUUGAUUUUCAGUUAAUUCCAGCAGUCUCAGAUGGGGUAGAUUCCAACAGCUUUGUGGGUAUUCGUGGAAAUUGGGACAUGGAAGAUGCAAGAAUCAACUCUAAUUACUGUGCAUUGACAACAGGAAUUUGUGUAAAGAAAGGAAAUGGGGAGGAUAACAUUAAUGAAAUAUAA